This is a messenger RNA of Zea mays, 2734 nucleotides long. RefSeq lists its product as uncharacterized. The transcript has 4 exons. The coding region runs from base 216 to 1112 and encodes 298 amino acids. Gene Ontology annotation, biological process: response to gibberellin; trichome differentiation; trichome morphogenesis. Lineage: Eukaryota; Viridiplantae; Streptophyta; Magnoliopsida; Poales; Poaceae. The record is from RefSeq and is a predicted model, not a curated record. Gene Ontology annotation, molecular function: DNA-binding transcription factor activity.
UAAACUGGUCCCGUUCCUAUCCACCGAAUUUAACCCUUUUUAGCAGGGAACACUGGCCAGCGGCACCCAAUACAUCAGAUCAGAGCAGCUUGCCAACAUAGGGUACCCAUAAACGCAACAGCAGCAGCCAGGCAGGCGAGAGAAAAGAGAACUCCUGGAGCCAUAGGUGUGGGCGUGUGGCUAGCAUAGCUGUAGGUCAUCCUUCUUGCUUGGCAAUGAGCGAGCAAGACGGGCAGCACGUCGCGGCAAGCACGCCGGACACGGCCAUCGAGUCCUUCUCACAGCUCCCCUUCGUCCGCCCCAAGCCCCCGCAGCCGGCGUCCACGUCCAGUGCCUCGUCGAUCCGACUGUUCGGCUUCAAGGUCCCACCCGACGCCGCCGCCACGUCCUCGUCCACAGGAACCAGCGAUGCUACCGCAGCCAGCGCCACCGUAGCGGGCCAGGCGGCGGUGUCGGGUGCCGGUGCAGGCGAUGGCGGCGGCGGAGGGCGCAAGUUCGAGUGCCACUACUGCCGCCGGAACUUCCCGACGUCGCAGGCGCUGGGCGGGCACCAGAACGCGCACAAGCGGGAGCGGCAGCACGCGAAGCGCGCGCAGUGCCAGAGCGCGAUGGCCAUGCAUCACGCCCACCACUACCCUGACCACACCCACGCGUACCCCGCCUUCACCAGCUACCACCACCAGUUCGGCAUGGCGCGCUACGAGCCCCCGCCGCACUACCCCUCGUGGUCCAGCCACCUCCCGCACGCCGCUCCGCCUUUGGUGCCCAGAUACUACGGCGGGUCCGGCUCCCUGUCGCAGCCUAUCAACGGCAGCCCCGUCCCGGCUGCCGCUCUCUGGCGGGUCCCGGCGGCCGUUAGCGUGGCCGCGCCACUUGUGCGCCAAGAGCGGCCGACGCCACUGUCCUUGUGCGGACAUGACGAGGAGGCAUUGACAGGAGCGAGAAGAGGGGAUAUAUCAGCAGAUGCAGGACAGGGAGGCUCGCGUUCUUCUUCCACCUCGUCAUCUACAUCGUCGCGGCAUCAACCCCGCCGGGCAGGUGCUGCUGAAAACAGAGAGAACCGUCUUUUCAUGCGGACGGUAGCUAGGGCGGAGGCGUUGCUGUCCACCUAGCGGGAGGCAGAGCAGCUGCAUGCGAGAACUGCUUGUUCUGAGGUGAAGGAGCGCGAGCUUGCAGAGCUUCGUUCCAAGGCCGAGUGGCUCAAAGGCGAAGCAACCUGCUUGCGCUCGGAGUGCGAUGAUGCUCGGGGCGACGCCGAACAUGAAAGCUCUCUUGUGGGUUUUGGUGGUUUGGAUGAUAACUCAAUUAAAGGAUUGACAUGUGUAUUGGGUGUUGAAUAGGUGCUUAGUGUAAAGCUUGUAAAGUUCAACACAAGUAUUCAAGAGUGAUGGUCCAAAGGAUGAGUUGAUUAUGGUUGUGUUCAUAUCUUGGAGACAGCUGAUCCAGCCAAGGAUGGAAGCAAGAAGAGCUUCGAGGUAACGAGAGCAUGGGAGAAGGUCGAGGAGGCCGAGGAAACCAAAGCCAGGGGUGAAGAAGAAGACUAGCAAAGUCAAGGUUGAUCUAGUUGAGAAGAGCUAUGGUGCAUCGAGGAUCACUACUUAAGAACGUGACUUACAGCAAUGAGGUAACAUAUGUAGUUAUGUGGUGUAAGUAAUAUGGCUUAAGAUGCAGAGCAAGGUCCACAAGGAGUAGUGUCAAAGCCAGAAAAUUAUGUUGGAGCUCAUAAAUGGCAAACUAGAUCAAGUCAUGGAGACUUGGAGUUUUGGAGUCCAACAUCGACUUCAAACAGCCUAGAAGGAGCAAAAUGGUGAAGAAGAGAAAGUAUCUUUGGAGCUCUAUUUAAGGUGAAACAAAAAGCUGGGAGAAGAUUUAAAGAGAGGUAAUUUCCCGGGACUUAGUCAAUUAGUUUGUACACUAAAUGUGUUUGUCUAAGUCACAGGAAGGUCCUCUCAAAAGUUGAAGUCAAAAGGAGAAAGAAACAAGGAAAGCACAUAAGUGUGUUGCUGAUUGGGUAGCACACCGAACAAUCUGGUGCCCUCUACCUAGUCUCGGGUGUCUCUGCUAAAAAUGUCAGACAGUAUGGGCCAUGCAUCAUACAGUUUAGACCCUCCAACGACUAUCUUCAAACGGCUACUCGAAGGCAACGACUAGCUGGUGCACCAGACAGUCCGGUGCUGGUCAAUCAUUGGUGUCAGGCUGCCGGUGGUGUGCCACCGGACACCGAACAGUCUGGUGCACCCGCAGUAGUGGCAAUUUUUCCAAGAUUUGGAUCUUCUUUGAAUGGAAAGGGGCAACAACUAGGGGAUCCUUUGGGGUUAUAAAAGGGACCCCUAUGCGCCCAUAUUGAACACACGAGUGCAGCAAACAAGUCCAUAAAUCAAGUAAUCAAAUUAUUUCUCUCACUCUCUUGUGUAUGUCUCUAGUUUGUGUAGAGGCGAAGUUAUAAGCCCUUAGGGAGUGGGGAAGUGCCGCUAGAACAAGAGCAAAAUCUUGAGCAAGGUUUUACUCUGCCGGAGCACUGUCAAAAGAUUGUAAGCAGUCACGACAUCAUUGUAACCAUCAUCAACAUAGUGGAGGCUAUAUCUAUCACAUUGACAGACAUGAGCAAAUGGAGGAAGGAGUUGAAAUAGACUCCAAGCCAAGGUGUGGCUAACUCCAACGAGGACUAGGCAAGCAUUUCAAACUUGGCUGAACCUCGGAAUAAAUCUUUAUGACCAUGUGCUCUGCUCCGUGU